AGAGAUCCACCAAUCGCAGCAAGGGGCGGAGUGGGCGAGCAUAAGAAGCCUCUUCGAGGCCCGCGGGACACAAGAGCAAAGUCGAGAUGAAGACGACCCGCACGUUGCUGCUGCUGUUCCUGUGUGUGAGUGGCGCCGUCUCACAGGGCAACCUGGACUACGACAAUUACGACACGGACACACAGACCUCGACGACGACCAACGCGACAGACCAAUCGGCAGCGGGCGCCCGCAGCCACCGCCCGGUUACUUCGGGGCGGGACAACUACAACCCCAACCGCUACUCGCCACCCCCCAUUAACACUGGCAGCAGGUAUCAAGGACGCCCCACCACCGUGUCCAAAGAACAUGAGGAGGUGGAAGAGGAAAAGGUGCACCCCGAGUCAGGCGGCUGUUCGUUCGGCGGCGGGGAAUUGGGAACGUUGUGUCCGACCGGCUGUGAGCUCAAGACGGCCCUGCUCAAGCAGGAGAAGAGCACCGCAACGAGCAUCAAGGCGCUGACGCCUCUGGUGGAGGAAUUGUCGCGCUCGUCCAAUGUUGUCUACAAGUUCGCCACCGACAUGUCCUCCUCGCUCACCGAGCGCCAACGAAUCAUCGGAGACAACAGCCAGGUGGUCAAUCAGUUCACGGGUCAAGUGGAGGACCAGCACGUCUUCAUCAAGGAGACGAUCGACACCGUGUUCCCUUCCACCAUUCGGGUCCUGCAGGGCGUCGUGGACAAGAUCCGCCUGAAGAUCGAGAAGCUGGAGAAGGCCAUCCAGGUGCAGAGGGAGCAGUGCAGGGAGCCGUGCCAGACUAAAUGCCCCAUCCCAGUGGUGACUGGAAAGGAGUGCGAGGACAUCUACCGCCGCGGCGGGAACGAGUCGCAGAUGUACCUGAUCCAACCGGACCCCUUUGCGGCACCGUACAAAGUCUUCUGUGACCAGAGCUCCCGUAAUGGAGGAUGGCUCCUUAUCCAAAACCGACAGGACGGCAGCGUGGACUUCGGCCGACGCUGGGACGAGUACAGACGUGGUUUUGGGAACAUCGCACUGGACGUGGGCAAGGGUCACUGCGAGAGCCCAGGCGAAUACUGGCUGGGAAAUGAGCGCAUCAGUCAGCUGACCAAGAUGGGCACGACGGAGCUCCUCAUCGAGAUGCAGGACUGGACGGGCGCUAAGGUCCACGCCCAGUACCGCCAGUUCACCGUGCAGUCAGAGUCGUCCAACUACGUGCUGGCGGUGAGCGAUUACGCUGGCAACGCCGGGAACUGCCUCCUGGAUGGCGCCCUGGAGCUGUUUGGAGAAAACCGCACGAUGACCAAACACCACGGCGCCAUGUUCAGCACCUCCGACAGAGACAAUGACAACUGGAGACCCGGCGACCCCUCCAAGCAGUGCUCCAGAGACGACGGCGGCGGCUGGUGGUACAACCACUGCCACUCUGCCAAUCCCAACGGCCGGUACUACGUGGGCGGAGCCUACACGAAGCAGAUGGCCAAGCACGGCACAGAUGACGGCGUGGUGUGGAUGAACUGGAAGGGCAGCUGGUACUCGCUCAAGGCCAUCAGCAUGAAGAUACGACCCUUCUUCGCUGAUAACGGACAACAACAGAAACACCGUAAAUAAACAUCAUACUUGCUUGCCAACUUGUGUCCUCACUGCUCAUUAAACUAGCUUGACAACCAACAUACUCUCUGUUUGACAACACGGUGGACAUGUUUACGGGCUCAUUUAUAAUCCAAUCAACUUUGUUUGGACUGCUAACAUUAGCAUAGCGCAAAUUAAACACACCAAUCACAAAAAGAAUGCAAUGUUGGGGUCAAUGGAGGGCGCUGGGGUGCCGCCACACCGUUUGCAGUGGUCACCGCAUUACUUUUUACAACACAAUGUAAAUAGAAAGAGGUCAGGGACUUUGGCGGAAAACAAACUGACAGCAGAGAUGUGGAUAAAUGUGAACCAGAGAGCAUCGACUGCCGCAACGGAUUCGGAGAAGCAAGAUAUUCCCAAUCCAUGGCCUUGUUUAAGAGAAAUGUUUGCGCUUGUCAGCUCUAAGAGUGAUAUUUGUUGAAUGGAUUGUUUUAUGCCAGCCUAAAAAUCACCAUCCUCUGGCAUUGAAAAAUUCUAAAUUGAAAUUCCAA
Messenger RNA from Phycodurus eques (leafy seadragon), 2119 nucleotides. It is a transcript of the gene fgb, whose product is annotated as fibrinogen beta chain. Gene Ontology annotation, biological process: platelet activation; protein polymerization; blood coagulation. Lineage: Eukaryota; Metazoa; Chordata; Actinopteri; Syngnathiformes; Syngnathidae. Gene Ontology annotation, cellular component: fibrinogen complex. The record is from RefSeq and is a predicted model, not a curated record. Gene Ontology annotation, molecular function: signaling receptor binding.